This is a messenger RNA of Kwoniella botswanensis, 948 nucleotides long. RefSeq lists its product as uncharacterized. Lineage: Eukaryota; Fungi; Basidiomycota; Tremellomycetes; Tremellales; Cryptococcaceae. Bases 1 to 948 code for a protein of 315 amino acids. The transcript is spliced from 3 exons. The record is from RefSeq and is a predicted model, not a curated record.
AUGACUAAACCUCAUCCCGAUACUCUUCCCAACGAGAUCAUCGUCACCCUCGACCAGCCUUGUGCUUGUAAUUUCCUCAAUGGCAACGCAUACGACCUCUGUGUGAUGCUCUUGGCUAGAGAGUAUCAAUCAACCUUCCUCCGAGUCCACCAGCAAAACCUCAUGCGUACUUCGGAAAUCCUCUUCGUCUCCUUACCUACCACUAUCAAACGUAAAAUCUCCCUUUACACCUUACCUCUUAUCACUCCCCCACCAAAGAUUCACUUCAGACCAUAUCCCACCAACUGGAUCAUCCAAGAAUGGAUUCACGAAUACGAUAUACACCUUGAAGAUUUGGUCGAUGAGAUUCAAAGAGUUGAAAAAAGAUUGGCGGACUUGAGAAGUAAAAAUAAAGACAGUAAAGUGAUCAGGAAACUUGAAGAAUUGGACGAUAAAUACCAAAAACAUCUUGUUGUCAAGAGAUCAGAUAAGAAAAAGGGGGAUGGAUUGGUUGAUUGUCAAUAUGUACCUAAGAAAGAGAAGUUGAACGUGGAUAGUAUCAAGCAAUUCACCAAAGAGACGAUGGAGAAGUACAAAGCGUUCAAGCUGAACGGUGCUGACGUUGCUGACGUCAACUAUCAAGAGGAGGAAGAUCAUGAACAUACGCCACUCGAUAUCGAUUUCCUCAAAUGGUUGAACACCUUCGAUAUGCCUUCUGAACUUCUGGAACAACCUGUUCCCGAAAGCUUCCUCAAAAGUAUGAUGGACACUGAAAUCAGAGGUUUCGAUCCUACUUCGUCAUUCGCCAAUCCGAGAUCCACUGGGGGGACAUCUCGAGGUAAACUGCCAAAUCCAGUAUCUAAGAUUGGUAAGAAGAGGAAAGUAAGUGGUCGAGCGGGACAGGAAGUUGGGUCAUCCGGUAUGACGAGUGAAGAGAAAGAGAAUAUCGCUGUGCUAGAGGUUUUGUAG